UGCUGUUGCUUCCCCUGACGUUAACUUUGGACGACCGAUGCUCCAGCAGUAACUGCCAGCCCCCGAGUUGUCGCUGUCCGGGUCACAACAUCCCUGGAGGCUUCGAACCGGAGGAGGUGCCCCAGAUGGUUCUGAUCACCUUCGAUGAUGCCGUCAACUGGGACAACUGGGACUUUUACCUCCGCCUCUUCCCGCCGGAUGGAAGCCGGCGAACCCCAACGGCUGUCCGGCGGCGGCUACGUUGUUCGUAUCCAACAAUUUCACGGACUACUGCAUGGUGCGCAAGCUGCACGGACGCGGCUUGGAAAUCGCGGACCACAGUCUGACCACCGUCUGCCGCACGCCUGGUGGGCCGAGGCCUCGCGAGAGGACAUCGAGAACGAGAUCGUCACCCAGCGUCAUAACCUGGCCCAACUGGCGGACAUCCCCGUCACUGACAUCCGCGGCUGGCGAUCACCCUUCCUUCAGCCCAGCGGGGACAACAUGUUUGAGGUUUUGUACGAGAACAACUUCACGUAUGACGCCACCAUGACCUACCCGUUUCCCCGCAACGUCUUCUCACCCGUAAUGUGGCCUUUCACCCUGGACUACUCCUACACUUUGGUCUGCAACAUCCAGCCCUGCCCCAAGCAGACGUAUCCAGGGCUGUGGGUGAUACCUGUGGUGGUCAUGAUGGACUACCGCGAGCACCUGCCCUGCGCCUACGUGGACCAUUGCACCAACGAGCCCCGCAACCAGUAUGAAAGCUUCGAGAUGUUGUGGAAAAACUUUCUGCGCAACUACCGCACCAACCGCGCCCCGGUCUACGUCAACCUGCACUCCGUGUGGCUGGAGACAGAUUUCCACAUGGAGGCCAUGGAUGAAUUCAUUCAGCGCCUGCUGGGCAUGAAGGACGUGUACCUGCUGUCGGUGCAUAAGGCUCUGGAGUGGGUCAGCCACCCGACACCGCUGUCACGCAUCAUGGACUUCAAGCCCUGGCAGUGCGACUUCACGCCGAACCAGGAGGACAAGGAGUUCUGCUCCUUCACCUUCCGUCCCAUCAAGUCCACCACCACCCGCCGCACCACCACCACUUCCCGCACGCGCUACCACAACACCGCCGAAGACCAAGACAACGACAUCGACGAUGAGGAGGAUAGAGACCACAACGGCUUUGCGAAAGAGAACAUGGAAGACAAUAGGGGGAAGGGACACAGACAUCACGCACACCGCCCGUGGUUUCUGAGGGGCACCGCGGUCAGCUCCCUCCCGCCAGUCGAGGUUAUCCUGCUGCUUGCAGGGCUGAGUGUUCUCAUGUUUGUGAGCACGUGACGUGAAUAAAUGAAUGUUGUUACAGAGAGAGAGCGAGAAAGAAAGUAUAAAUUGUGUGUGUGAGAGAGAGAAGAGCGAACGGCAAGUAUAAAAUUUGUUUUUAGUUGUUCUGUUGUCGAAUUACUAGCAGUAUGAUAAAUAACUUUUGUCGUUUUAAAACGUAAAGCUUUCGUUUCCAUCACGUAGUGACGUAAGAUUGUAUUUACCGGAACUCCUGCUGAGGACAAUCAUUUCUGUGUACAUGCGCGUGAUUGCAAUAGCAUUGUGCACAAGAUCACGUGUUCAUGGCGACACUGACGGACACCAGUUGCCCCGAGCUUUAACAAAAUUCUCAAUGCAUUCUUCAAGAAGGAUUUUCUCUUUGACAACAGACAUGGCGCGUUUGUUUUCCUCACUUCAAUUACAACUUUUAUGUCAUGUCAGAUGAUCAUCAUUAUUACAGGAAAUGUGAUCUCUAUGUUUUUAUCACGAUUCUUUUGUUUUUUGUUUAUCCUAAUAAAGUCUUUUG
Pomacea canaliculata is the source of this 1819-nucleotide messenger RNA. RefSeq lists its product as uncharacterized. The coding region runs from base 145 to 1311 and encodes 388 amino acids. Gene Ontology annotation, biological process: carbohydrate metabolic process. NCBI's taxonomy places the organism in Eukaryota, Metazoa, Mollusca, Gastropoda, Architaenioglossa, Ampullariidae. The transcript has 2 exons. The record is from RefSeq and is a predicted model, not a curated record.